Messenger RNA from Dromiciops gliroides (monito del monte), 3794 nucleotides. It is a transcript of the gene OSCP1, whose product is annotated as organic solute carrier partner 1. The transcript is spliced from 11 exons. Gene Ontology annotation, cellular component: cytoplasm; plasma membrane. Gene Ontology annotation, biological process: transport. NCBI's taxonomy places the organism in Eukaryota, Metazoa, Chordata, Mammalia, Microbiotheria, Microbiotheriidae. The record is from RefSeq and is a predicted model, not a curated record. Bases 89 to 1261 code for a protein of 390 amino acids.
GCCUGUAGUGGGUCCGCCCGCAGCACUCGCUGCUCGGCCGGUGCCUAGUGCCUCGUCUCCCCGCGGCCAGUCCCGGCCCCGCGGCGCCAUGUCGAUGCGGACUCUACCCCUGCUCUUCCUGAACCUGGGCGGGGAGAUGCUCUACAUUCUGGACCAGCGCCUGCGGGCGCAGGCUGUCCCAGCCGAAAAGGCCCACAAAGAUGAAUGGACAGAUGUGGACAGGAAAAGAGUUUUGAGUGAUAUCAUCUCAACCAUGUUCAAUAAAAAAUUUUUGGAGGAAUUGUUCAAGCCCCAAGACCUCUAUACCAAGAAGGCCCUGAGAACCGUCUACGAUCGCCUGGCACAUGCCUCCAUCAUGAGACUAAAUCAGGCCAGCAUGGAUAAGCUCUUCGACUUGAUGACCAUGGCUUUCAAAUAUCAAGUGGUGCUGUGCCCCCGACCCAAGGAUCUAUUGCUGAUCACUUUCAACCACUUAGAUGCUAUCAAGGAUUUUGUCCGUGACUCCCCAACCAUUAUGAACCAAGUGGAUGAGACCUUUCGGAAAAUAAUUGAAGUGUAUGGUCGUCUUCCUGCUGGUGAGUUCCAGCUCAUCAGACAGACCCUGCUGAUUUUCUUUCGGGACAUACACAUCCGGGUAUCCAUAUUUCUAAAGGACAAAGUCCAGAAUGCAAAUGGCCGCUUUGUGUUGCCAAUAUCUGGACCUGUUCCAUGGGGAACCGAUGUCCCUGGACUCAUCAGGAUGUUUAAUAACAAAGGAGAAGAAGUGAAGAGAGUGGAAUUUAAGCAUGGUGGACACUUCGAAAGGGCACAGAGCGAAGGUUCUUUUGAUCUUUAUGGAGACAGAGUCCUCACACUAGGAAAGAAUAUGUACAGCAUUAGUCGGCCAGUGGAAACACAUGUGUCUGGACCAUCAAAGAACUCAGCUUUGAAUACUACUAAGGAGAGCAUUGCCUCGGACCUUCUUGCUAAAGAAGAACUGAAUUUCUUGGCCAGGUUGAUGGGAGGAAUGGAGGUUACGAAAACCAGUGCCCCUGAACCCGGAUUCCGGUUGAAUCUGUUUACUACUGAUGAAGAAGAAGAGCAUGCAGCACUAACCAGGCCAGAAGAGUUAUCAUACCAAGUCAUCAACAUUCAGGCUGCCCAGGACCAGCAAAGAAAUGAAGAGCUGACUCGUAUCAUGGGCGAAUUUGAGAUCCAUGAUCAGCCCCAACAGAGCACCAGCAAAGGUGACGAUUUGCUGGCCAUGAUGGAUGAAUUGUAACAGUGGCCUGGUGAGCCCGGGCUCCCACCAACAGCAGAGACUGCUGGACCAUAGCUGCCUGAGAUUGGACUAGGACCCUCAAAGACGCUGCUAGUUUUGUACCAAGUGGAGCCUUGAUCCCUCAUACUUUUUUAUAAUGUGACCAACUGCACAAGCUUCUUUCCCUUGCUCAGAGCUUUCUCCCAAAGGCCCUAACACACAUACAUACAUAGAUAGACACACACACACACACAUACAUGCAUGCAUAUGCACACACACACACUGCAUACUCAGCUAAAAUCAUUCUGAUUUUCAAACUUGACCUUUUUGUGUUUCCUUUCCAAAUGUUGCAGCAGCCAUCUCUAGCUGAGCAGGCUCAGAUCCCAGCCCUGGAAUCUGCAAGGGCAGGAUUGUGGGUACCUUCUCUCUGCUUUGCUCCCUCAUCUCCCCUGUGAGAGGGAGGGAUCUUGUCUAUGUCUCUAAUCUUCACGGGGAAUCCAAAGCUUUUUGUUUGUUCUGCCUUACAGGUCGUUUGGGAAGCUCUCUUCUCUCUAGUCGAGUAGGAACAAGAAUCUCAGGGAGGCAGAGUAAUCAGGGCAGUGGCGUGGACUAGCCCAGCUGUGUUGAUAUGUAGAUAUGUGUGUGUGUAUGGGUGUGCACAUGUGCGUGUGUGCAUGUGUGUGUGUGUGUAUACAUAUAUAUUUGAAGAAAAUAUUUUGCUUUUCAGCAUGGUCUGUGCUUCUUACCCCCAGCUUUUAUCUUUGCCAUCCCCAGGCUGGCAUACCAGACAACCAGGAGGUCAUGAGAUGUGUCUCACAAAGCCAGUGUGUUGUGCUCAGGCGAUGGAGACACCACAGAUAGCUGUCACCUUGCCUUUUGAUUACCAGCCAAGCAAUGUCCCUUCAUGAGGAAAAGAUACCCCAGUCUAAUUAGGGCUCACUUAAAGUAGUCAUAGGCUUUGCCUGCUUUCUUUUCAGGAGAUUGAAAUCAAUUCAGCCUCUUACUGUUGAAUCAGGAAUGAUCUGAGGAGCCCCUCCCUCCCAUCUGCUAGUCUGUAGCCUGUGGGAACUAGCCCAUGGAGCAUGCUUUGCAAUGGGAGCGGCUGGAAUGGCCAUCCCAUGGAACAUGCAUUGGAAUGGGCCUGCACCUCAACCCCCUCUGGUGAACCAGAUGGGCCCCUGCUCAGUGCUGAAGGAUUUGCACUUUAGAAUAAUGCAGUAAUCUCUUAUCAUCCCCCAAGAACCAUGGCUGGUUCAGUUCCAAAUAAAGUAUAUAGAGUAGACUUAAAUUAUUUCUAUACAGGAAGCAUCCAGCUUGGUGAUAUAGUGGCAAGGGAUUAGUUGGCUUCUUCCCCUUCCCCCAACCUGUCACAUCCAAGCUAAAAUGAAUCUCUUCUGUAGUGAGUACAAGGGGAAGCAUUAUCCCAUUUUCAUCUUUAAAAAAACUAUCAUCAGACUUAUUCCUAGAACGGUAGGCUAUGCCCUGGUACUGGAAGGUCUUGAUGUGAGUAACUAAGUCCUCUUUCUUUACAAACCAAACAAGUUUAAGUUGCUUCCUGCUCAUCUAUCUCACUGAGUUUUCUGCUAAAGCCCUCCAGGAAAGUAGGUGGUAAAGAGGGAUAGCGUAAGUUCACACUCUUGUUCAAAGGUUUACCAAGUGCCUUCUGUUCAGUCCCUUCCUUUUGCACAGUUUGGGCUCCCUUUGAAGGGGGGGGUAUAGUUUGGUUGGGGACUAAGCAAGGGGGAAACGUUGCAGCCUGUUUAAAGGCUAGCUCCUGCCCCUUGGUUUAGGGCUGGUUUAGCAGACUCUACAAAGCUAGGCUUUACUAGAUGCCAAGGGCGUGUCCUCUGGGCCAUUGGAGGUGAGCCACAAACUGCCAAGAAGAGGUGGCCACCUCCCAGUGACAUAUUCCUGAGCCAUGCCAGUGAUUUCAGUGAUAUUAGUCUUCUUGGUAAAUAAACAAGAUAAAAAUCUCUAUCCCUAAAGUAGCUCUUUGAUGAGGCAAUCUUUUGGCAUGUUCCACCCCUCUGGACUUGCAUGAAUAUUGAGAAAGUGAGUGUAAUUCCUCUGUGUGGUAGAGUAGGAGUGUCCAGAGACCACAAGAGGACCAGGGGCAAGUCAAAAAUAACAGAGAGGGGGUGACGGGAAUAGAACACCCCGGACUCUCCAUUCAUUUAACCCCAAACCAAAGGGAGCAGAGAAAGAGCAGUGUUCCCAUAAAGCCCCUAGACACCCUUUCCACAGUUGUCUAAGUCCAUUGCCAUUAUUGUAAUUGUCAGUGUAAGGAGACCACCCAACCACCUCUGGGUUUGGCUUUCACUUCCUAAGUAAACCAAUAGGAUGGCAUUGGCUACCAGGAAGGAUGUCCUAAAACUGAGGGACGAGGGGAGCUGGGGAAGUAUAGAAAGUGGGACGAUUGAGAAUGAUCUCCUCAAGCACAUCCUGUCUUCAGUCUAAGCCAGAAGUUGGACCAGCAUGGUCCAGUAGAAGGAGUGCUAGAUUUAGAAUUAGAGGACCCAAGUUCAAAUCCCAGUUCUGCCUCUUACUCCCUCUG